AGCAGAAAACGACCGCGUUUCAUUCUGAUUAGCAAAGCAAGGAAAAUGAGUAGUGAGGAGCAGCAGCAGAAGAAGAAUAAUGAAGAAGGGGAAGAAGAAGCGUUGAAGCCGUUGGAGAUCGAGAACGGUCUUCGCCUAGUCCCGCGCGUGAAGCUCAACCUCACGGUGUACCCUUCCACGCCCCUCACACUCUCCCACCCAAUCGACGAAUGGAAGAUGAAGCGCGCACUCAUCGACUUCCUCCACUCCUCCCACUCCCUCACGCUCCCCGAGGACGACGACCUCCACCUCACGCGCCUCAAGGACCUCAAGAAACGCAAGCGCGACGACCCCGUCGCCGCCGGAACGCUCCGCAUAUGGGACCUCUCUUCCUUCCGAACGGAGAAUCACCGCUUCCGAUUAACGGAGAAGCUUAACGGGAUCGAACUCAACCUCGAGGGCGUUAAGUUCAGACUCGCCGCUACGGUUCCUGUUUCGGAUGAUUUUCAAGGAAUGAAGAAGGAUUGGGAGGAGCAUUCCGCGUUUCGAAGUCGGCGCGAACCUGAUACCGUUGUUCUGAGAGGCGUUCCGUCGCGGUGGUUCGCUGAGCCUAGGGUUUCGUCUAAGCCCUCCAUGCUAGUUACUCACACCAUCUUCUCCACUUUCGGCAAAAUAAGGAAUCUUAAUGUUGCUGAGGAUGAUGAUUUUGGUAAGGAUGCAAAUGAAGAUAGCGGAGACCUAGUUUCGGGCCUUUACUGCAAGAUUGUGGUUCAGUUUGAGAGAUAUAGAGACUUCCAUGAUGCAAUGAAAGUUCUGUGUGGUCGGUCGUUGCAAAAGCAAGGGUCACAACUAAAGGCCGAUUAUGAGGUUAGUUGGGACAAAGAUGGAUUCUUUCGGAACUCAAGGAAUCAAAUUCAAGAGAAGAAUAACAUGGUAUCCACAAGGGCAGCUGAUCAUUACAGAAGCGAAGCUCCAAGACGUCAGGCCUACAAUUCUCGCCACAGUCCAGAUACUGUGCGCCCCAGGAGAUUCAAGGAAUGAGGACUGAAAGCUUUUUUUAAAAUUAUUAUGGGUACAAAUUUGAAAGCAUUUUGAUCAUGGACUGACUCAAGUUUGGUACAUCGGCUGCAUACAAUUUCUAGGGAUCAUUGACUUGGGUCAACUCAAGCUUAUGACUUGGGAUAAUGGGGAUUAUAUUCAGAGAUUAACUGUACUGACUUGAGUUGACCCAAAUUAUGAUGAGUCAUUAAAACACUGCUAUUUUUACGGAUCCACACUCAUCCCAAAUAAUAUCCUUUCUUUUCCUUUCAUGUUGUGCAAUCAGUUAACAUUAGCAGGCAGUACUUACUUUGAUUAGCUCUUCCCAAAUGGAAAUCUUAUUUGCUAAAUUGUCGGACCAAAAUCUUAUUUUGGCUGAAUUGAGUUAAUAUCAUUUGGAUGUGCUGUAAAAUGAUACAGUGAGAAGAAUGAUACUUUUCAUAUUGUAUCUUGUUGAACUCGUUAAAGUGUUGCAUAUCUGCUAAGUCAUAAUUAUUUUUUCUCUA
Glycine soja is the source of this 1523-nucleotide messenger RNA. RefSeq names its product A-kinase anchor protein 17B. The transcript has 4 exons. NCBI's taxonomy places the organism in Eukaryota, Viridiplantae, Streptophyta, Magnoliopsida, Fabales, Fabaceae. The record is from RefSeq and is a predicted model, not a curated record. The coding region runs from base 46 to 1020 and encodes 324 amino acids.